GAAGAUCCGGCGGGCGGAGCCGCGGGCUGGGCGGCGGGAGGCGGCGCGGGGUGUUCCCGGGGGCGGGGGCGGGACCGACCCGCGGCUAAAGGUUCCCGGUUCACCCGCCCGCGCCAGGCCUGGCCCAGUCUCACCGCGAGCGCCGCGGACACUCGGGGCCGCAGUCGUCUGUCCGUCCUCCCGCCAGGUCCCGCCCCGCACCUGCCACCGCACCUGCCGCCCGCACCUGCCGCCGCACCUGCCCCCGCACCUGCCGCCCGCACCUGCCCCCGCACCUGCCGCCGCACCUGCCCCCCGCACCUGCCGCCGCACCUGCCCCCGCACCUGCAGCCCCGCGGCCCGGCCCCAGCAUGGCUGACCAGGCGCCCUUCGACACGGACGUCAACACCCUGACCCGCUUCGUCAUGGAGGAGGGCAGGAAGGCCCGCGGCACGGGUGAGCUCACCCAGCUGCUCAACUCGCUCUGCACGGCCGUCAAAGCCAUCUCCUCCGCGGUGCGCAAGGCCGGCAUCGCGCACCUCUAUGGCAUUGCUGGUUCUACCAAUGUGACGGGUGAUCAAGUUAAGAAGCUGGACGUCCUCUCCAACGACCUGGUUAUGAACAUGUUAAAGUCAUCCUUUGCCACGUGUGUUCUCGUGUCAGAAGAAGAUAAACACGCCAUCAUAGUGGAACCAGAGAAAAGGGGUAAAUAUGUGGUCUGUUUUGAUCCCCUUGAUGGAUCUUCCAACAUCGAUUGCCUUGUGUCCAUUGGAACCAUUUUUGGCAUCUAUAGAAAGAAAUCAACUGAUGAGCCUUCCGAAAAGGAUGCUCUGCAGCCAGGCCGGAACCUGGUGGCGGCCGGCUACGCGCUGUACGGCAGUGCCACCAUGCUGGUCCUUGCCAUGGACUGUGGGGUCAACUGCUUCAUGCUGGACCCGGCCAUCGGGGAGUUCAUUUUGGUGGACAAAGAUGUGAAGAUCAAAAAGAAAGGUAAAAUCUACAGCCUUAACGAGGGCUACGCCAAGGACUUCGGCCCUGCUGUCACUGAGUACAUCCAGAGGAAGAAGUUCCCCCCAGAUAAUUCAGCCCCCUAUGGAGCCCGGUACGUGGGCUCCAUGGUGGCCGAUGUUCACCGCACUCUGGUCUACGGAGGGAUAUUUCUGUACCCCGCUAACAAGAAGAGCCCCAGCGGAAAGCUGCGACUGCUGUACGAAUGCAACCCCAUGGCCUACGUCAUGGAGAAGGCCGGGGGAAUGGCCACCACCGGGAAGGAGGCCGUGCUGGACGUCGUUCCCACAGACAUUCACCAGAGGGCGCCGGUGAUCUUGGGGUCCCCCGACGACGUGCUCGAGUUCCUGGAGGUGUCUAAGCGGCACUCUGCCCAGUGAGCACCUGCCCUGCCUGCGUCCGGGAGAACUGCCUCCGCCUGGACCUGUUGCCGCACACGGCAGCGCCCCCACCGGCCGUGCCCCACACGGCAGCGCCCGACCCGCUGUGUCCCACACGGCAGCGCCCCCACCGGCCGU
Messenger RNA from Cercocebus atys (sooty mangabey), 1505 nucleotides. It is a transcript of the gene FBP1, whose product is annotated as fructose-1,6-bisphosphatase 1. NCBI's taxonomy places the organism in Eukaryota, Metazoa, Chordata, Mammalia, Primates, Cercopithecidae. Gene Ontology annotation, biological process: fructose metabolic process; gluconeogenesis; fructose 6-phosphate metabolic process. Gene Ontology annotation, cellular component: cytoplasm; cytosol. The record is from RefSeq and is a predicted model, not a curated record. Gene Ontology annotation, molecular function: fructose 1,6-bisphosphate 1-phosphatase activity. The transcript has 7 exons. Bases 351 to 1367 code for a protein of 338 amino acids.